Messenger RNA from Anoplophora glabripennis (Asian longhorned beetle), 1680 nucleotides. It is a transcript of the gene temp, whose product is annotated as protein prenyltransferase alpha subunit repeat-containing protein 1-B. The record is from RefSeq and is a predicted model, not a curated record. The transcript is spliced from 4 exons. Gene Ontology annotation, molecular function: protein prenyltransferase activity. The coding region runs from base 85 to 1407 and encodes 440 amino acids. Gene Ontology annotation, biological process: protein prenylation. Gene Ontology annotation, cellular component: cytoplasm. NCBI's taxonomy places the organism in Eukaryota, Metazoa, Arthropoda, Insecta, Coleoptera, Cerambycidae.
CGUCAUCUCUGCAGUUUUGUAAAAUUUGAGGUUUUGUAACCGUAUUUACUUGUCCCAGUUUCUUAAAACCCAAGAUAUUAAAUAAUGGCUGAUGGAAAGGCAAUGUCGGAUAAAAUUUUACGUACAUUAGAGAAAAUUAUAAAUAGAGACCCUGAUUUGCAGGAAUUUUCUAUCAUACCUACUGAAGACAACACAAAAAAUAAAUCACCAGUUCUAUAUGAACAACACAAUGUAGGUUUAGAAUCUUGGUGUGUCAAACAUGUUUACAAUUAUGCCUGUUCCAUUUUGUUUGACCACAAAGAGAUGUUAUCGAAGAGAAAAAUGUCUACAAGUAAAAUGGAGUCUUUAAAUACCCUUCUAAUAGGAGCCAUACUUAUAAAUCCAGAUGUCGGCACAUUUUGGAACAUGAGACGCAUUUUAGUGGAGCUAGAUGUGCUAAGUGUGGAUAGGGAAUUACAUUUCAGCAAAAUAGUGUUAACGCACAAGAGCAAGUCAAACGAAGCUUUUUCAUAUCGAAGAUGGCUCCUUAAAAGAAUCCUUACUAAAAUAUCGGAAAAUGACCUACACGCUCCUUUAAGUCUCUUACAGAACGAGCUGAUGGUUGUCCACAUGGCUUCCGAGAAGUCGCCGAAUAAUUACCAUAGCUGGAGUCAUCGGAUUUGGUGCAUGGAGAAUAUAGCGGCGUGCAGUCCAAGCAUCGGCGACAUAGUUUACUCAGAACUCAACUACAGCCAGGAAUGGAUCAACACACACGUCUCCGAACAUUCCGGAUACCAUUACCGCCAGUACCUGCUCAAACUCGUACGAUCCCACAGGAAGAUCGUACUCGUCUUUGAGUCGUUCUACAACUUUGUCAUAAAGCAGCUCGACUUGAUCAACGACGGAGAAUUUAGCAACCUCCUAGUCUACCUCCUGGGGAAGCAGCACAAAACGGGUUUGCUGGAAGAGACGAACUCGUACAUAAAUUACGUCUCGCUGCUGCUGUACGAUUUAUUCAUUCUAGUCAACAAGUUGAACAAGCUCUUCCCCGAACACGAGUCGCUGUUUUAUCACCGGCGGUUCCUCGUCUACCACCUGUUGAAACUCGCGUAUGAUUAUCACGAUGUGGACUUCCAAGCGAGGAAUAGAGUAAACCAGAGCAGUAUUAAUCCUUCGGACGAUAAAAACAUUGUCCGGUCCGACGUAGUGGUGAGCAUGAAAAGUACAGGUGGCGAAGACUGUGUCGCGUGGCCGAGGUCAUUUAAAAUGCCGUUGAACAAGGUGGAGUCGUGUCAGUUGUACCGGAUCGUGGUAAAUGCCGAGAAACAUUUCGUCUCAGAGAAUAUGAUAGGCAUUUGUAGCGCCGUGCAAAUUGAGUUAGCGAAGAGGUAUCAGAAGUGGCUAAAGUACGUUAUUGGGUUCGAGUAAGGGUUCGGUUUUUAUUGGAUGUACCUCCAGUUAGUUCAAUGGUAGCGUUGGUUUGAUGUUUAUUUUUAGUUUGGAGGUGUAUUUUUUAUUUUGGAGAAGUGUAUAUAGAAGUGUGGGAUAGAAUACGCAAUAAGGACAUUUUGUACUACGGAAGCAAUUAGGGAUAUUUACUUUUUAAUGUUGUCUUCUUGAAGAUGUGAAGAGUUUUUGUUGAAACGUUCUUUUCAUAUUUUUAAAAUGUUAUCUGUCAAUGAAUUUAUGUUUAAAAACUUA